CAAAAAUGUCUAUAAAUACAUUAUCUUUCAAUCUUUCUUAAUCAUCUAUCAUCACACUUAACAAUAUUUAUCUUCUUCUCAUAUUUUUUAUUAGAAGAAAAUAAUGGGAAUUUUAUCAAAUAAUCUUGCAAACAAAUUGCCUGUAAUUCAUGUUGUUAUGGUAGCUGUUGUAAUGUUGAGUUCGAUUGUCUAUGGUGCAGGAAACUUUCUUGAGGUAUUCGAACCUACGUUUGGUGGUAGUAGGGUUCGAGUAUUUGGUCCUGGAAAUACACAACUCGCACUCACCUUAGACAGGGGCUCAGGAUCUGGGUUUCGUUCUAAGAGGGAAUAUUUGUUUGGAAGGAUUGAUAUGCAAAUCAAACUUGUUCCCGGUAACUCUGCUGGCACUGUCACUACCUUUUACUUAUCAUCUGAUCAAAGUACGGGAAGACACGACGAGAUUGAUUUCGAAUUCUUAGGGAAUGUGAGUGGCCAACCUUACACCAUUCACACUAAUGUGUUUAGCCAAGGACAAGGCAAUAGAGAGCAACAAUUUCACCUUUGGUUUGACCCAACCCUCAACUUCCAUACAUAUACCAUUCUUUGGAACCCACAACUUAUAAUGUUUAAAAUAGACCAAACACCAAUAAGAGUAUUCAGAAACUAUGAAAAUGAAGGGAUUCCUUUCUUCCCAAAGGUACAACCUCAAAGAAUAUACGCUAGUCUUUGGAAUGCAGACGAUUGGGCAACACAAGGUGGACGAGUAAAGACAGAUUGGUCAAAGGCUCCUUUUAGUGCCUACUAUCGUAACUUCAACAUCGAUACAUCGAUUAAUGGGGCAUGGAGAACCCAUGAUCUUGAUGCCAAUGGUAGAAUGAGAUUAAGAUGGGUUCAAAAGAAUUACAUGAUUUAUAAUUAUUGUACUGAUUGGAACCGAUUCUCUCAAAAUUUACCUCCAGAAUGCAAGAAAUAUGGGGUUUAGAGACUUAUUGGACAUAUUACAUUAUAUUUAUUGUGUGAUUUUUAAUUUGUUUUGUGUUUCCAAUUAUUACAAAAUUUGUGUAAUAUCAAAUUAUUAAUUGUAUUAUUGUUAAUUGCUAUAUAUGUAUCAUUUUAUCGA
Amaranthus tricolor (Joseph's coat) is the source of this 1099-nucleotide messenger RNA. Its product is annotated as xyloglucan endotransglucosylase protein 1-like. The transcript is spliced from 3 exons. Gene Ontology annotation, biological process: cell wall biogenesis; xyloglucan metabolic process. Gene Ontology annotation, cellular component: apoplast; cell wall. The record is from RefSeq and is a predicted model, not a curated record. Gene Ontology annotation, molecular function: xyloglucan:xyloglucosyl transferase activity; hydrolase activity, hydrolyzing O-glycosyl compounds. NCBI's taxonomy places the organism in Eukaryota, Viridiplantae, Streptophyta, Magnoliopsida, Caryophyllales, Amaranthaceae. The coding region runs from base 104 to 961 and encodes 285 amino acids.